AUGUAUGAUGAAGACGAGAAUAUCGAGACCGUUCAAAUAAUCGAAGUGAAGAUUCGCCGAACAGUGUCUGCUGAUUCAUCGGGUUUCCUGAGCGCAAAGUACCAGCUGAAGGAGAAUAUCCGAACGACGAAGCUUAUGUUCACAACAGUCAUCGUGAACACUGUGAUUGCACUGUACACCCUGCUCGUUUUUCUGUACCGCGCGGUCGAUAUCGCCGCUGAAGGACCCACCAGAAUUCCAUGUGCCAAUCGUAUCAAUUAUAUUUGCGAUGCUGUUUACUUGGCUUUCACCACAGUCUCGCUCUUCGAUCCGCCAAGUGCUGCAGCGUUCUCGAUGUUUCGCGCUGGCAAUAAAGCAACAGUGCAAGAUCGAGCCCGACCAAGAACAACGCAUACACUUUCAUAA
Molecule: messenger RNA, 405 nt
Organism: Gongylonema pulchrum
Lineage: Eukaryota; Metazoa; Nematoda; Chromadorea; Rhabditida; Gongylonematidae
Source: the annotation of a GenBank genome assembly